This is a messenger RNA of Rotaria sp. Silwood1, 984 nucleotides long. NCBI's taxonomy places the organism in Eukaryota, Metazoa, Rotifera, Eurotatoria, Philodinida, Philodinidae. The record is from the annotation of a GenBank genome assembly.
AUGAAAAAACUAACGUUUAAUGUUAAAGAACAACAACCAUUAUCUGUUUUCUCACCACCUGUAUCCACGGUAACAAUGAGUAGUUCAUCGUUACAAUUAACAGAUACAAAUGAAGAUAAUAAACAUAUUAUUAAAAUUCCAAGUGGAGAUAUCUCAACAAUACAAACAUCAACUGUAAAUCUUGAUAGUAGUGAAGAUGAUGGUACUGAUAGUACAAUACCCAAUGAAAAUAAAAAAUUUCGUUUAUUUAAAUUAAAAUUAUUUUUUAAACAUUAUAUAAAACAUUUAAAACUUGUAUUUCAAUCUAUAAUACCUGAUUUAAAAUCAUUUAAUUGGUGGCAAGCUUUACUACUUAUUUUAUUUGCUGUAUUUAAUGUUGUUUUUUCUAUUUUGGAUUUUAAUUCAAAUAAACAAAGAUAUUCAAUAUUAAAAUUCAUAAAUGAUUAUUAUUAUGGUGUACCAUUAUGGCGUCGUAUAUUAUUAUGUUUAUCUGGUUUUGCAGCUUUUACUAAUAUACUCAAUGUUGUUUUAGUUAUACGUGGUAAAAUUUCAUCAUAUUUUUGGGGUAUUAUAGGUGCUAUUAUAUAUGGAAUAUUUUCAUUUGCAUAUGGUUAUGUUGGUGAUGCACAAUUAUAUACAUUAUUUUUUUUACCAAUGCAAUUUAUUGGUAUAUAUAUGUGGUCAAAAGAAUUAGAUAAUCAAGCAACAACACGUGUUAAAACAUUAAACUUAUUUGGAUGGAUAUUUAUUAUAUUACUUUCUAUAGGAUUAAGUGUUGUAUGUUUUUAUGAAAUACCAGCUUUUUCAAAAUUAUUAACAUCACAAUAUUUUUUUGAAACUAUGUUAUUACCACAUAUACUUGAUGCAUUAACAAAUGCAUUAAGUAUUGUUGCACAAUUUUUACUUAUAUUUUGUUAUUGCGAACAAUAUAUCAUAUGGAUUAUUGUAAAUAUUAUGGCUAUUAUUAUGUAUAGUGGUAAAUAA